GAGACUUUUACUGUGAGACUUUGAUUUUGAUAAGUGCAAUUCCUGAACUUUCCAGGAGGCGGCGGUAGCGUUCUUAUUCACUACCUGCUGUGUUAUAGUUGAAUACUGAGAGAACGUCAGCGGUUUAACUAUAAGUUUCUCCUGCCUGUCUUUCUGGUUUAUCGUUGGUGAUUUGGUGUUCAAGUGUUAGUACAUGACAAAUAAACUAUGAUUCAAUACACUUUGAAAAAGAAGCUCCCGUCUCCUCAUCAUUAAAGUGUUCUGACCGACACACAGGAGUGUUCACUGUAUAAAUUUCAAGCCAGAGCCUAUAAGUCUAAUUCCUACCUAACAAAUGGUCCUUCGAGCCGGAUACAGUGCUCAUUCCUGGCAUGAUGGAGUUUGAUGAGGAGAACAUUAGAGCAACCAGACCAAAGCGCCAUAUACGUCCACCAGUCCGACUCCAAGAUUUUGAAGUACAGUAUGUAGGGGGCAGACCAGUACCUGAACCUGUUCUCUCAUCUCCUUGGGACUUACCUUCCCGCACGACCCCCUUUCAGUCAUUUUAUGACAAGCCUGACUCCUUCCAUGGUGAUCCUACUCCACACAGCAGCUUUAAAUUAGGUGCUGCUGGUUUAAAUUAUGCUGAACGCAGUGAAGCCUUAUAUCAUCAGUUCCCAUCAACACAGAGUGAAGGCUACCCUGAGUAUGAACGUCACAGAGAACUCCAAGCCAUUCACAAAGAAAAUGCCCAGCUUAUUCAGUCACGUCAGGCCUUUCAUGCUGAUCUGAUGGAGUUAAAAGCAGUCCGUACUGAGGUCAAAGAACUGGUCACAGUUGCUAAAGCCCUUAAAGCAGAACUUAGUACAGCAAAAAGCCGUGGCAGUCCUUCAGCUCGUCAAGAUUCAUUGAUGUUUUCCAGUCCUUCGUGCAACGUAGACCAACCUGAGCUAGACAAUUCUGCAUAUAGUGACCAAUGGCCUAAACUUCCACCUUGGCCAGAACCUGAGCCUGGACUUCAGAGGGGUAUUGAGACUUUGCAGUUAACAAAACCUCAAAAAGCUGCCUUCCAAUCUGAGGUACCUAAUUAUUCACAGGCCUCCAAAGCGCAUCCUUCACCUGCGUACUGUUAUCCUCCAUAUUCUGCCCCAAAUACUGAGAUAUUCCCCCCUCCUCCAACCCCUGAUGAACUCGGAGAGCUAUUUUCCCCAUCUGUGCCGCGCUCAUACUUAAAACCCUCGCAACUCAGAAUUCCAGUUGCCCCUCCCACAUAUAGUUCCACACCUGCUCAAUCUAACCACGCAGCACCUGAGGUUAGAUUAACUUCAGACACAACACAUCUAGCCCACCCUUCAGUGUCAGAUUAUGUAUAUAGAGGACCUACCCCUACUAUUCCAAAGUUCACUCGUCCAGAUCCAAGUGAAUUUGCCAGACUCCGUAUUGCUUUGGAGAAUUUGCUUCCUCCCAAUGGAACUGAACUCUUUAAGUAUCAAAUACUUGUAGAUCAUUUAAAAUUGGAUGAAGCUAAAUUAAUAGCAGAUGCUUAUUUGAAUUCACCCUUUCCCUUCACUGAUACCAUGAGAGCCUUACAUGAGAAGUAUGGUCAGCCCCAUCAGCUGGCAUUAAGAAAAAUUGCAGUUGUUCUGGAAAUGCCAGAUGUAAAACGAGGAGAUAUAAUUGCCUUCCAAAAGUUUUCACUUCAGGUACAGUCUCUGGUAGGUUUGCUAAAAACUUUAGGCCCUGAAGGUGAUAUUGAACUGCAGUGUGGGUCACACGUUGCUUCUCCUUUAUUCAGCAGGCCAAUUGAUUGGAACUAUAAUACCUGGCAGGAACUCCUGGAUGCCACUGCUUAG
Messenger RNA from Misgurnus anguillicaudatus (oriental weatherfish), 1832 nucleotides. RefSeq lists its product as uncharacterized. Lineage: Eukaryota; Metazoa; Chordata; Actinopteri; Cypriniformes; Cobitidae. The record is from RefSeq and is a predicted model, not a curated record.